Molecule: messenger RNA, 1675 nt
Organism: Pseudo-nitzschia multistriata
Lineage: Eukaryota; Bacillariophyta; Bacillariophyceae; Bacillariales; Bacillariaceae
Source: the annotation of a GenBank genome assembly
CGACGGAAGAAAGAGCAGUGCACAUCACGCUGAGUCCGAAACAAAACCGCCACCGAUCCCAAUCCAAAACCAAUCGCAGCCCUCACAAUUUCCAGGCUCACCCUUUUCCGGUUUGUAAAUCACAUCACGUCCCUAUCCAAGACAAUCAACUCAGACAGUAGUACGGUUCAGCCAAUCCGCACAAUACCAUACUAUACCAUACCAUACAAUUCCAUACAUACCAUUUCCAACCAUGAUGUCUUGUACCAAAUCGUUCGUCUCUUUCGUGCUCUGCCUUUCGUUGCUAGCAUCUCCGGUCCUUGCCCGAACCAGCAUCGCCACCGGAGGGGGCGCCGGCGGAGGUGCCAGCCGGGACUCUAUCAAGAAGGCCACCAAUACCGGUAGCUCCUCGAAACCCACCAACAACAGCAGCAGCAGCAACAGCAGCAGCAACAACAACAGCAGCUGGAACAACCGCAACCCGAGCGGAGGGAGCUUCAACAGCAACAACAGCAAUAAAAACAACAACAGCAGCAGCAGCAACAACAACAACAACAACAACAACAAUAAUAACAACAACAACAACGCCGCCGGAGCCAUCACCGGCAACGGAAACUACGGGACCCUGGCCAACCGCAACUCCCCCGUCAAGUGUCCCAUCUGCCCCAACCAGUGGUUCCAGAACAAUCGCAUCACCACCGCCGGAACCGCCAAGACCUGCGGGGCCCUCCAGGAGUCCGUCCAGGACGUGGACCCCGGCCAGAACGCCCACACCGCCACCUGGUGCGGCCAGACCCGAGAGAUCGCCCUCACCGGCGGCUGCUGCGUCCAGCCAUGGCAGCAGUACGUGAGCAAAAUCAACGGCCCCUGCGACCUCUGCGGGAGCGCCGGAAUCAAGCCCAGCAUGAUCGGCGGGGAAGCGGUAGACACGAAAUACAUCGGGGCCCACGAGUGCUCCAGCCUCUCGGCGGCCCUCCAGUCCGGGGUCGUUUCGCAGGACACCUGCACCCUCAUCAAGACCGGCAGCGACGUGGUCUCCAAGUGCUGCAACGCCUACGCCAUUCAGGGCCGGUCGGCCUCCGUCCCGGAAAAGGAGCCGAGGGCCGCGGGCUUUUUGCGCGGCGCGGCCGGGAACUAAGAAGGGCGCCUGCAUUCGAGCGGAGGAGAGCCAAGCCAAGUGCUGUGCUUCCCAACCGGAUUGGAUGCGAUGCGAUCCGAUCCGGGCAGCGGCCGGCCUGCUCACCAGGAAAGGCCAAGCCAAGCCAAGCCAUGCCAAGCCAUGCCAUAUCAAGCGAUAAGAUGCGAUGCGAUGCGAUGCGAGUCCAGUCCUUGCCAGCGGACCCGAGCCCCAAUCGAUCGAUCGAUGGAACCACGCCUGCGAAGUUUGGCGUGCAGGCAUUGACCGCGCGGAGACUCGGCCUGCAACGCCGUGCCCUGCCGUGCGGUGCUCUGCAAUGCAAUGCAAUGCAACGCCCGCUGUACAUUCGUUCGGAACGUGCAGUGCAAAGCGAUGCAAUAUGUGUGCCUUCCUUUCUUUGCUACCGCGACUGCUAUGCGGUACUACGAAGAAAUAGCUGUAAUUUUUAAGUCGUUGUACGAACGACGACUACUUUUGAUCUCAACAGUCCCAACAACCAACUAAGAAAAACACGAAACACUAAUCGUUGUAACACUAGAACAAAUAACUCAAUCACGG